AACUAAAUAUUUUGUAAUAAUGUAAUUUAUAAAUAUUAUUUUAAGAUAAGUAUUUAGUUUAUUGCAUUGUCAAAUGUCUACUUACCAAAAUGUCUAUUGUCUACUUAUUCCUAUUGUUAGAUCACACAUGGCGAAUCAGCUGCUUUUACUGCCUGGUACUUAGAGGUUAGCGUUAACGAUUUGUAACAAUGAACAUGAAUCUUGGUCACAGAAGUAAGAAUGUUGCAAGGGUCGAUGGUGCGAAAGAAAGAAUCAAAAAGUUACGAAAGCCUGCAAAGAAUCUUGAUCUUGAGCGUAAAAAUAUGAAAAUUCAAAAACUUGAAAAGGUAAAUAAAAAAAAGGUGAAACAUGUGUCAACUGAGGAAGCACAGACAAAAUCUGACAAUAUAUUGAAGCUGAACGAACGUAAAAUAAAUCUUAUACGCGUAGCAAAGAUGCUCGACGACAAGUCGCAGUUAAAGCAGAAAGUUGCGCAGCUCACAUUGAGAGACAAAAUGUUAACGCAGUUAAGAGCGUCUAGAUUCAGAUUUAUAAACGAGAUACUCUACAGCAACGAGAGUUCGCAGUCUAAGCAGUACUUCAACAAAGAUCCUGAUGCUUUUAUGGCUUAUCACGAGGGAUAUAAACAGCAAACUGAGCAAUGGACAGUAAAUCCACUGGAUGUUGUAAUAUCGUCGAUUAACAAACUGCCGACGGACAGUGUGAUCGCCGAUUUUGGAUGCGGCGAGGCACGGCUGGCUGCUUCUGUUCCCCACACAGUACAUUCGUUCGACUUCCUUGCUCUGAACGACAGAGUGAAGGCUUGCGACAUGGCCCAUACUCCAUUACUAAUGAACAGCGUCCACAUGGUUGUAUUUUGUCUCUCCUUAAUGGGUUCUAAUCUUAAGGAUUAUAUAAUAGAAGCCAAUAGGGUUCUCAAAAAUAACGGGAUCUUGAAAAUAGCCGAGGUCGAAAGCAGAUUCCAGGACGUAAAAGAGUUUAUAAGACUGCUACGUAGUUAUGGUUUUAGAAAUACGUGGAAAGACUUGUCUCACAACUUGUUUUAUUUUAUGGACUUCAAGAAAGAAGAAGAUAUAAGCAUGAAAAGGAAAAAUCUUCCUUCAAUUACGCUGAAAUCAUGUUUGUAUAAAAAAAGAUAAUUUUACUUCAUUAUAGCGCAAUAUUUUAUUAUGCAAAAUAAAUGUUCUACAUGAAAA
Molecule: messenger RNA, 1196 nt
Organism: Wasmannia auropunctata (little fire ant)
Lineage: Eukaryota; Metazoa; Arthropoda; Insecta; Hymenoptera; Formicidae
Product: ribosomal RNA-processing protein 8-like
Exons: 3
Coding region: 189-1139 (316 amino acids)
Biological process (GO): rDNA heterochromatin formation; regulation of transcription by glucose; cellular response to glucose starvation
Cellular component (GO): rDNA heterochromatin; nucleolus; chromatin silencing complex
Molecular function (GO): methyltransferase activity
Source: RefSeq, a predicted model, not a curated record